Lodderomyces parapsilosis is the source of this 2466-nucleotide messenger RNA. RefSeq lists its product as uncharacterized. Lineage: Eukaryota; Fungi; Ascomycota; Pichiomycetes; Serinales; Debaryomycetaceae. Bases 1 to 2466 code for a protein of 821 amino acids. The transcript has a single exon. The record is from RefSeq and is a predicted model, not a curated record.
AUGCUUUUUUUCAUUACUCAAUUGAUGCUGCUUGCUUUACUCGUGGUUGCAACUUACCACGAGACAGAAAAUGUGCGUGUUUUCAAGGACUGGGCAACACCACCGCUUAAUCUGGUUUGUACUGUUAAACAACUUUACUGUGACACUACCACAAACAAGAAAGACUGUGGACGUCUCACUUUCAAUUCUGCUUUUGUUGUUUCAGAUCCCCGGAAAAACGAGGAUGGUACUUUCAAUGUUGUUAUGAGGUAUGAGGCAGACCAUUCUGAUAAGUUGUACGAGUAUUUUGCUGAAAAUGUGGCUCUGAUUUCGGUUGCCGGAACAGGCUCUGAGGAUGUUUACAUUUAUCGUAAGGACAGAUUCAAAGGAAUUGAGAGUCCUUUCAGAUGGUCCAAGCAAAUUCAAGUCAAACCGCAAAUUAGACAAGGUAAAUGCUGUCUUCCAGAUACUGUCCUGAUUGGUUACACUUUUGCAAAUUAUGGACCAGGCUGGAGCGCUUUAAAUUGCAAGUUUGGAAAGAGUUGCGUAUACAGAAUGAAACCCAACUUCAAGUUUGUAGAAACGUGUGAUGCUGAGUCUUUUUUCAAUAAGCAAUGGUCAAAGUUCAAGAGGGACGAUGAGUUGGCUGAUUUGGAAAAGAGAACAAACAAGUAUGAGAGUUUAUUGCAUUUGUGCACAAGUAAGACUUACAAAAUUAGGCAAAUGUGUUGGGAUUGUGACUGUCCACCUUCGCCAACUACUGUCACAGUAACCCCAAGCUCGGCUGCAAGGCAAUCCUCUGAGAAGCCAUCAAUCGCAACAUGCUCAUCUGCGGUACCUGUUAUGCCAACUCCUAUUACGAUUACCACUACACAAGUGACUACUAUCUAUACCCUUGGCACCACGAUAGUUUCGACUUACUGUCCUUCGACUGUAAUUUACCCUUCAACAACAUCGUCAAUACUUGAGUCCUCAUCUUCAACUGCCGCCGUGUUAUCGUCAACUCCUGUUGUGUCGUCUUUUACUGCUGUUUCUUUGUCAACUGCAAUCGUGUCAUCAUCAGCUAUCGUGUCAUCAUCAGCUAUCGUGUCAUCAUCAGCUAUCGUGUCAUCAUCAACUCCUGUUGCAUCAUCGUCAGCUGCUAUCGUGUCAUCGUCAACUUCUAUUGUAUCACAAGAAUCCACUUCUGCUGUAGUUGUCUCAACUUCACUGAAAGCCACGUCAAUAACACCCCCUACAUCCUCACCAGCAUCUCCUAGCUCAUCAUCAGGUGCUUUUUCGGUCUCAGAAGCCAUCAUGUCAACUACGAGCUCUCAAAAGUCAAUUGUCCCAACGAACCCUUCCUUGGUAUCUCCUUCCCAAAGUUCCUUGUCGGCAUCAUCACGUCAAACUUCAGCAGUUAUAUCUAGUUUACAAUUUGAGUCAUCCGACAUUGAUGUUGGUACCACAGGUAGUAUAUAUUUGAGUUCCCAAAGUGCAGGUUUUGAAGCUACAUCAGUCGGAACUACUACACGUUCUGGUGCUGCGAUUGAUGCUACAGAAUCGGGUGCUACAGGUGCAAGUGCAGCAUCUAGUGAAGCUACAAGUUCAGGUGCUACAGAAAUUGGCUCUGGAUCUAGUUCCGCGACAGGUACAAAUGCUACAGAAUUUAGUACUGGGUCUAGUAGUGCUCCAUCAACCGAUAGUACUGAAACUGGUGCUGUAGUGACGGAUGCUGGAUCAAUGAUUGCUAUUUCAACUAGUGGCACAUCAACCGAUACAGAUUCUGCUGGUGUCGGGUCCAUUACUGUCGGCGAAGAUAGCGGAUCAACUAGUGUUUCCAAUGGAGGAUCUCAACCUACUGAUGCUAGUGUUGGAUCUACUGGAGAUGAGGCAACAACACGUGCAGAUAUAACAUCAAGUGCUGGGUCAACUACUGACAUUGAUAAAACAAGUGCAUCUGGUACGGAAUUGAUUGGUGGUCCUGCAAAUACUCCGGGUGCUGAAUCGUCUGCUGGUUCUGAAAAUACAGCAGGUACUGUUAGUAACUCAGAGCCUGAAUCAACCCCAUACUUGAACCCCACAUCAAGCAAAGGUCCAUCUUCUGAUGAAGGUAAUAACAAUGAUACUGGAUCUACUUCUGGCGAAAGUGAUAGCAAUGGUACUGGAUCAACUUCAGGUCAAGCUGGCGGUGAUUAUGAGAGUUCAGGAUCCAAUGAUAAAGAUGGAAGUCAAUUGGGCAAUGAUGCAGGAGAUGAAUCAUCGUCAAGUACAACAUUGACAACAACAUUAGUGUCAACAAUGGCAUCAUCUGGUCCAGGUCAUCAAGGUGGUCAAGGUGGUCAAGGUGGUCAAGGUAAUGUUGAUGCUGGCUCCGGUAGUGGUGGUUUCAGUGGUGUUGGUGAUGAUGUUGUUGCUACAAUUGAAACAUACUCCGCAGCUGGUGCAGCCAUUGAAUACUCAAUUGCAACUACAUUGAUUGGUCUUGCUGCUGCAAUCUUGUUGUAA